Loa loa (African eye worm) is the source of this 411-nucleotide messenger RNA. RefSeq lists its product as hypothetical. The record is from RefSeq and is a predicted model, not a curated record. Bases 1 to 411 code for a protein of 136 amino acids. Gene Ontology annotation, cellular component: nucleus. Gene Ontology annotation, biological process: ubiquitin-dependent protein catabolic process; protein ubiquitination. The transcript has 4 exons. Gene Ontology annotation, molecular function: zinc ion binding; ubiquitin protein ligase activity. NCBI's taxonomy places the organism in Eukaryota, Metazoa, Nematoda, Chromadorea, Rhabditida, Onchocercidae.
AUGGAACGAUCGAUGGCGUUAGUUGAAGGUCAACCACUCCCCGAAAAUGGGACAUGCAAACAUUACAAGAAAAGUUACCGAUGGUUUAGAUUUUCUUGCUGUGGAAAGCUCUAUCCCUGUGAUUUGUGUCAUGACGAUGCUGAAAAGGAACAUGAAAUGAAGCUGGCUAACCGAAUGGUCUGUGGUUUCUGUAGCAAAGAACAGCCAUUUCAAAAGGCCAAACCGUGCAUCAAUUGCAACAAGAAUGUUACCCGUAUAAAAUCACAAUUCUGGGAGGGUGGAAAAGGAUGUCGAGAUCAGGUAGUGAUGAGCAGGAAUGACAGACGAAAGCAUGCAAAUAGUUUGACGAAGACUGUUUCCAAUAAGCAUGCUGCACAGUUAAAAUUGAAGGAUGGUAAUAAAAGGAAGUGA